CUGCCUCAAGGGUCUGUAUCAGAUCCGCUAGGGCUGCUCCAGGCUCCUCAGUUCCGCGCCACAACAUCAUUGGCGCGUCGCGUGCUCAACCUGCCCAAACCAGCAGGUUUUGAAGCCUGUCCAGCCUGCUUCUCCGCGUCAAACACUGCCGCCACAAUGGAGGGCCGAUACAUCAUACCCGUCGAGCCUGCCAAUGACGGUGGAGAGGUAGUCGUCGUCGAGGUGCAGCAGGAGGGAUCCCAUCCACUCGACGUCCGGCUCGUAGGCUGCGAAGGCGAGAGUCCUUAUGUGACCCAGAUCAAACAUCGCAAUAUUGCAAAAUUGAAGCACAAAUUCAAAGGCACCGACCAUGAGUGGGAGACUGUUUUGUUUCAUUUCCUCUUGCAAAAACAGCCUGAAGGGGACGGUGCUAGGAUCUUGGAAAACGUCCGGAUGGUAUACGCGCUGAAAGGCGACAAUAUCGAGAUCUCCGUUCGGCAGGAUGUCAAGGGGAUCAAGGUCACUCUGGGGGAGAUAUUGCUUCCGAGGGAUGAUGGGUUCGAGUUUAAUCCCUUCGAAUGGGCUCAGGUGUCGGCACAAGCUCAUUCCCAGACUCUCCGGAAGCUAGUAGACCUGAAAUCAAGAGUGAGCAGCGAGCAGGACACCAUUGCGAAGCUCAAUGCCCAACUUGACGACUUCAUCAAAACGAAGACCGAGACUGAGACAGCGAUGCUCCAGCAGUUCAUGGAGCUCCUGAACGAGAAGAAACGGAAGAUCAGAGACCAGAGCCGUCUCCUCGCCACCGCUAAGGUUGAUAAGUCCGCUGCAACCACCAUCAAAUCCACAAGGGAGGAAACCAAGCCUCGAAGGGCUGGAGCAUCGCGUGCAUCCAAGCGGAAAGCACCCGCGAAAGCUCCAGAACCUGAAGAACCAGAACAGCUGUCUGAUGCUGAUCAGAUGGAAAUCGACCAGGCCAAGGCAGAAGAGCAGGAUGACGAGGAGGAGCCUGAAGCAGUCACUCCAGACCGGUCCGACGAGGAGACCGAGGCUGAAGAAGAAGGUGCCGAGGGUGCAGUAGCCUCGUCGGCGCUGCAAACGCGAGACAGGUCAUCCGAGACAGCCCAGUCUCAGUCAACGGUCGCACAGCCGCCGAAAGAUGCACCUUCAGAAGCCGGAGGACCGCCACCGCAACGCGAGCUGCCAUUCGGGAGACCGGCUAUGCGCAGCAAGCCUCCAGAGAAAAAGCCGCCCCCAGCAACUGCGGAUGAGGAUGAGGAAACAGAGGAUGAAGAACUGUGAAAGAACAGCAAUAGUCGGGAGACGAUUCCCUGGAUGCGCCGUUGCUCGGCCUGUAUGCUUGCCCACGUUACGGAUCAUACUCCG
Messenger RNA from Trematosphaeria pertusa, 1362 nucleotides. RefSeq lists its product as uncharacterized. The record is from RefSeq and is a predicted model, not a curated record. The transcript is spliced from 4 exons. NCBI's taxonomy places the organism in Eukaryota, Fungi, Ascomycota, Dothideomycetes, Pleosporales, Trematosphaeriaceae. Bases 157 to 1278 code for a protein of 373 amino acids.